Zingiber officinale is the source of this 2610-nucleotide messenger RNA. RefSeq names its product probable ADP-ribosylation factor GTPase-activating protein AGD14. The coding region runs from base 394 to 2157 and encodes 587 amino acids. The transcript is spliced from 13 exons. Gene Ontology annotation, molecular function: GTPase activator activity. The record is from RefSeq and is a predicted model, not a curated record. NCBI's taxonomy places the organism in Eukaryota, Viridiplantae, Streptophyta, Magnoliopsida, Zingiberales, Zingiberaceae.
UUUAACACUGUAAAGAUCGAUCAUGGCGGCAGGGGGUCAGCGGGGAGGAGUAAAAUGCUGGUCUCGUUCUCCCACUCAAUACUCAUGAUGGGGAGGAAGACAUGGUUGAUUGAGCAGUCAUUAUUAAAUUCUUCUGGCGUUGAUUCCUAUUCUUAGCCAUUUGUUUCCUCCCCCUUUCCUUUCUCCACUUCGCUGUCUCGAAAUCAUCAGUGCGCCGUCCUUUUCCUGCUGCACUGGUUGUUGAUCUCCCACAUCUGCUGCGCCCUGCCUCUCGCUGCUCUUCCGGCUCCCGAUCUUGGUGAUUCUUUCCUUUCCCGGCUGGAUUUUGUUUUGCCGUCCGAGGCUUUUGAUUCGAACUGAAAAAGGUGCGUCUUUUGAUUGAGAAACGCGAGGAUGAGCAGCAAGAAGGAGGAUGAGAGGAACGAAAAGGUCAUCAGAGGCCUCCUCAAGCUUCCUCCGAACAGGAAGUGCAUCAACUGCAACAGCCUGGGUCCCCAGUAUGUGUGCAUCAAUUUUUGGACUUUUAUCUGCGUCACUUGCAGUGGCAUACAUCGUGAAUUUACUCAUCGGGUUAAGUCUAUAUCUAUGUCAAAAUUUACUUCUCAAGAGGUUGAGGCUUUACAGAGAGGAGGCAAUCAGCGCGCUAGAGAAAUCUUCUUAAAGGAUUGGGACACUGAGCGAAUGAGGCUGCCUGACAGUAGCAACCUUGACAAGCUGAGAGAAUUCAUCAAAAAGGUUUAUGUGGAUAAGAAAUACUCCAGCACGAGAUCCUCUGACAAGCCACCUAGAGACGUGCAAAACCAGAAGAACCAUGAGGAUCACAGAAGAGCUAGUUCUUACCAUUCCUUUUCUCAAAGUCCACCUUAUGAAGACCAAUAUGAAGAAAAAUAUAGUGGUAGAAAAACUGGAACUCUAACAAGAAAACCUGGCUCAGAUCGUGGUCUUUAUGAAGGCAAAAUCUCUAGCUUCAUGUACAGUCCUGCUUACCAGGGUAAGCAGCAACAGCAGGACAGACUUGGUAAUAUGAGUCCGAAUUCAAGGAAUUCAGACUAUUCAGUUACCAGUGGAGCAGAUUCAUCUAUACUCCAGUCUCCAAAUAUUCAAGAUAAUGGUCAUGGUAGUCCUUUUCGACAAGUAAGGGAUAUCUUAGUGCAAGAUACACAACCCCCUGGAUUGAACGCAGAUUCUGGUUCAAACACUGGGAUGAAUUCAGAUGGUUUCCCAUGUUCGCAGAGGACCGCGUCUUCAAGCAGCUUUGGUUCCUUUGACAGCAAUUCUGCAUCUUUGACACCGUCUAGUUCAAGUAACAUAAUUGAUCUUGUUCUGGAGCCUGAUAAUUCUUCUCUACCUAAACAUUCAGAGAUACCAAUUCAUCCAUCUUUGAUGCAUACUUCUGCUUCAACACAUACUGGGAGUCAGGAUCUUUUUAAUCCAUCGCUUAUGGAGCAACCAGUUCCUUCAUUGGGUCCAUCUACAGAUAUGUUUGCUUUUAAUCGUCAACCUACAUCUACAGUCGGUCCAGAAGUAAAAGAAUUAUCCAAACCAUUAUCUGAAAGUGUAGGGUGGGCCACGUUUGACUUGCUUCAAGUCAACAUGUCUCCUGAACUGAACCUGGACUCAGCUGCAGUUUCUCAGGCAAAUGUCCAUCCAUUUCCAGAAAACACAACUGAUAACCUUUUCUUAUUUUUUGAAAACCAGAACACCAAUAUUAUGCCAUCUGUUUCUGUCACAAAUUCUCAGACUUGGGAUGCUUUUGGUUUUUCUGAAGGAAGUUUUCAACCAAAAUCAUUUGAGAAUAUAUCACAAAUCAGUGAAGCACAAGUUUUUGCAAAUGAUCUAACUCCGUCUAAGGGAGGGGAUAUUCAAGUAAGGAGAUCUAAAAAUCCAUUUGAUCUUCCAUUUGAUUCAGAGCCUGAUGUGAAUGAUAAGUUUCUGGAUCUGAGCCAAUUGCAGACUACCUUGCCAGAUUCGCUCCUGCAUACUGAUUUACUUGGAUUUCCACAAACAUGGUUUCCCCAGAAUCCAGAUGCUUCAUAUGCACCGCCUGUAACUCAAGGAAGCCUUAAAUAUAAUGGAGGGGAAGUGCCAAGCUCUCAGUUGCGGGACAUAACUUCACAAGGUCCUAUUGCGUCAGUUGGCAGGAAUCCUUUUGCUUAACAUUAGUUGAAGCCUAUGUUGCUUAAGAAGCAUUACGAUCGGUCUGGUCCAACUUCAUGCCCCAUCUCUGGAGUACAUAAAGAGUGCACCUGUGUUGAUACUAUUUCCAUUCGAACCUCAUGCCGUAAAAUCAAGUCUGAAGGUUGUAUGAAGGAUACCAAGUCUAUCUAGUAUUCUUGGUUGAUCAAGUGGAAGUGCCUAAACUUGUUGGAAAUUGAAAGAUAGCUGAUAAAGUAUGCAUAUCCAACGCCCGAAUGCUGUUGCAUACUGGGCUCUUGUCUUGCCUCGAUAAGCACUUACAUUUUACACGGGAAUAUAAUUUAGAGUAUGCUGAUGCCCAAACCUGGUCUGUCUAAUCAUGGUGGCUUUGUUUCUUUUUGCUCAGCAAAUGUAAUAGUAAUGUUAUUACUUGGUUUUCCUAAAUUGAAUGCUGGUAUGGAAGAAUAGUACUCA